Anolis sagrei ordinatus is the source of this 2926-nucleotide messenger RNA. It is a transcript of the gene MYCBPAP, whose product is annotated as MYCBP associated protein. NCBI's taxonomy places the organism in Eukaryota, Metazoa, Chordata, Lepidosauria, Squamata, Anolidae. The record is from RefSeq and is a predicted model, not a curated record.
CUCUUCCCUCCUUCAGCUUGAUUGGUGGGUGAGCGAAAGCCACCGCGUUGCUGUGGAGACGGGGACGCUGCCUUUGGCUUGCGACGAGGGUUUUGUAGGGAGGCAGCCGCGCGACCCGAAGGGGGCGGGGCUUGACUGCUUGGAGACUUUGCUGCUUGCAAGGCUGACCCUCUCGCUUGAGGAUGAUGAGUAGCAAGCCAGGGAAGAAGGAGUCGCGCAACAGCAGGACGCCCCCCGAAAAGAAAAGGAUAAAGACACUUGAGGUGCCUUCCUGCCCGGUGCAAGAGGAGCCAGAGCCUGUGAGCAGUGUCCUGCAAGGGGAUGAAAUCCAAGCUUUAGCCAUAAAAUUAGAAGACUUAGCAAAGCUUCGCACAGCACGUCUUCCUCAAGAGGAGAAAGAGAAAUCUCAUGUAACGAAGAAGUUCCUUGUUCGCAGAUCCAGGCCUCAGGAGGUUAAGAAGAAAGCACAAUUCCUGGUUGCUUAUCCAACUCUCUCAGAUGAGUCCAAGAAAACACUGCAUUAUUCUGGUAUAGAAGGACCAGUAAUUGACAGCUAUGGACAUAUCCUUCCACACACGAUCUUAGGAACUCUCCAGGAAUUCAAAGAAGAAGCUUUAAGAAGGGGACACUCCCAGGUAGCAAAUCUAGUUCCUGAUGACUCCCAGCUUACAUGUGGAGUCCCCAUUUUGGCGAAGUAUAGAGAGAAACAUGAAGAAGAAAAGAAAACUGAGCAGAGACCUUCAUCACAGGACAUGGCCCUCCAGAACUGGCACCGCAAUAUGGCAAUCAGGAGGAAGCAGCAGAAGAAGCUGUCAGAAUAUCUUCAGAAAUCAGAAAGCAACCUAUUGAUGAACUUUUCAGAGCAUUACAGGAGAAUUCAAGAACAGCGUACGUUGAUUGACCGCAGCAUUCCUGCCCUGUUCUCUGGAAAGGGCUAUAGUGGACAUGAAUUCUGGACUGAGCCUGUAUGCUUUGGCGAUGAGGUCAGUGGCCUGGCGGUAACUCUGGGUCAGACUGAACGGGGCUUCCCGGAAGAAGUCACGCAUGUUGGGAAACCUCACAGAAUCUGGAUGGAGAUGGGUACCAGACCUCCAAAAUACGAAGUAUUUCAUUAUACUUGGGAGAAGAGUCUCUUUUUAAAGCAUCGGCGAAAUGAGUUAAAGGAAGUCUUGGAAAAACUGGAUUUUUAUAGCCCGGACAUAGAGGGCCUGGAGGUCAUAGGCAGAAAUCGACCUUUCACUAGCGUAUCUGCAAAGAGCUUUUCAGUCUCUGAAGAUAAAGAAUUUCUUGAUGAAAGAAAAAGCCCAGACCUCUUAGAAGAAUAUCCAGAUAUCUUUUCAGAACCAGUACUGGGUCCUUCGCUGAAAUUUUGUGGACAGCCAGCUCGCUGGAUCAACUCUACAGUUCAGAAAGGAGAGGUUGGCAUUGCUGCCCGGGUCACCUUUGGAAUUCUGGUGGGAGAAAAGGCUGAAUCUCUCCUCACAGUGACCAAUGAUGGCACUGCAGCCAUCUGGUAUGAUUGGCGAAGGCUGCCUCCUCCAUUUUCUUUCCAGGAGAAAAAGAGAAAAGGGGUGCAGAAUUUUUACUUUAACACCAGGUCAGGGGUUAUUCUGCCUGGAGAAACCAAGAGGUUUUCCUUCAUCUUCAAGUCCAUGAACACAGGCAUCUUCAGUGAGUCCUGGGAGUUUAGCACUCAUCCCACAUUAUUAGGAGGGGCUGUGUUGCAAGUGACUUUAUGGGGAGUUGCUCUGUAUGAAGAUAUAUCAUCUGGAAUCAGGGAAGAGUUGCAGAAAACACUGGAAUCUCAUGAAGCUGCUGUCAUUGUGGAAGAGAACCUGAGGGACCUGCUUGAUCGAAUUCGUACCCCAGAGCGAGCACGGUCCCCUCUUGACGCCUACGUCACGGAGGAAGAGUUAUUCCAAAGAAAGAAUCCAGAGCUCUACUAUAAGCACCAAGUGGUAAGGGAGCUCCAUAAUUUAUGGGACAAGCUCAUGAAUCCUCCUCAGGUGGUGGAAGUCUACAUGAACAUGACACACAGUGAAUCCCCACCAAAGAGUGUGGCAGAAGCACAGAAGAGUCCUGAGGACACUCCUCACCGUAAGAGUAUCUCUCCAGGUCUUUCAAAACUAAGGAAGUCUGUGGUAGAAGAGGUGACACCUCGCUUGGCUGAGCCUGUGGUGCAGCAGAUGAAGCCAGUGGAGCCAGCGGAUCGGGUUGAGUGGAAUCUUUCAGUUGCAGAUUUCAAACAGUCUGUGCUUGCAAUCCCUGAGGAAGAUGAGCGAGAAGCUGCCCUGACUCAGCUCAAUAAAGCAGCGCUGGAACUUUGUAUGGCGCCUGUGACGACACAAACAGAACUCUUGUACCACAUUUGUUUCCAGUUGUGGUGUGAGGUAAUUGAUGGCCUUGUGACACGCUCUCUGACGCUCAGAUCUCUGCUUGGUAUGCCUGAGAAAGACACCUACCUCGAAGUUGUCCCAGAGGAGUCAGCUGACGUAAAACCAGUACCUGUAAAGACGGCGAAGGAGGAACGGAGAGUUCAAAGAGAAGAUAGGAAGGCUGCAGCGAAAGAAAAAGAAAAAGGAAAGGCCUCAAAAGAGCAGGAGCGCUCAAACAGCAGAAAAAUGAAACAGAAAGAGGAGAGAAAAUCAAAAAGUGCCGCAAAGGAAGCAAAAGAUGCAGUCGUAAUUUCUGUGGAUGCUGCUGAAGCAGAACAACCAGACCGCCGUGAACAAGUGGAUCCUGUUGUGCAGGAAAAAUAUCGUGAGAACCUUUAUGUUGAAGUUUAUGGAUUGCUGAAUUCGAUGAUGAACAAAAUGGUCUUCCUCUUUGAGGAGCUGAAGAAAGAUACCCCAGAGGGAAAGGCUAAAACACAUUUUAUCUGAAUGAUGUUUAAUUAUGUAAUGAAAUAAAGGGCUAUACCUUUUUA